Molecule: messenger RNA, 6801 nt
Organism: Clunio marinus
Lineage: Eukaryota; Metazoa; Arthropoda; Insecta; Diptera; Chironomidae
Source: the annotation of a GenBank genome assembly
GAAUAAACAACAGAAAAUUCUUCUUAUUCAGUUAAGAAUGUUUUGUUUAUUGUUGAAACCUUUUUUUCGUAGUUAUCAUAAAUUAUGAAUUAAUGAUUAAAUGGCAUACAAGAGUUCAUUAUAUUACGAUGAGUUUGAUUAUGAAAACUAUCAAGAAGCACUUGAUUACGAAUCUUAUGAAGAUCAUAUUACCAACUUCAAUGAUGCUUUAAGUUGUAGUUUUGCUGUAUCAAAGCAAAUUGCACUUCAACUGCUCAUUUUGUUGUUUGUAAAUUUCAUCUACCGGAUGAUAAGAUAUGCGAAUAUCGCUGAGUUCAUCAAGCAUUUAUCUUCAUCUUUGUUGGGAUAUUUUUCGACAUUCAUUUUCUUCACAACCGGCAACUUUUAUGUUUGCUUCUUAGUAUUCAUCUCAUAUGGGUUUUUAAAGUUUUUACAAUUGAUUGGAGUGAAGAAGCAAGGAUUCCUGGUGAUUGCAUUUCAAAUAGUUUUAAUUUUUACUUGCGAAAUAUUGGAGCUUGACGGAAACGUUUGGCAGCACGUUCGUGGAUCAGCUUUGAUUAUAUCAAUGAAAGCAAUUUCAGUGGCAUUUGAUGUCAGCUCAACAAAGAUUCCUAAAUUGCCGCCAAUAUAUGAAUACGUCGGCUACGUUCUCUGUCCAGCCAACACAGUAUUAGGACCGUUUACGACUUUCGCAUCUUACAAGAAUUGCAAUAGAAACAAAUUUUCUUUGAAUCUCUUUUCGCAAAUCAUCGUAAACAGUUCGAUUUCUAUUUUCUUUAUUAUAUUGUCGAGUUGUUUUCUCAACUAUCUCAUCAGUGAUAAUAAUUUGAAAUAUCUUUUGAUGUAUCGUGAUGCUUUGAAUUUCCGAUCUAGCCAUUAUUUCAUCUCAUUUAUGUCGUCAGCUGUUCUUCUGAUGUCGGGAAUCGACAGUAAAAUGACUUCGAAUAUAUUUGGCUAUCAAGUGACGAGGCCAUUGGACAUUGAACUUCCACGUUCAUUAAUACCUGUCGUCAUCUCAUGGAAUAUUCCAAUUCAUUUGUGGGUUAAAAGUUAUGUUUUUCAUAACUUAAAGCACUUUGGAAAAUUCAAAGCUAUAAUUCUCACUUAUUUAAUCUCAUCAUCUCUGCACGGCCUCAACGUUCAACUUGCUGCUGUUCUUUUAUCGAUUGGAAUUUUCACCUUUGUUGAAUACAGAUUGCGAAAUACUUUAGCAGAGAUAUUGGAUGCCUGCGUUGCAGCAAAUAAAUGCAAUCUGGAUUCUACAAAAUCUUGCACAUCAAAAGGUCAUAAAAACAAUACAACCUUGUAUUGGGUUAAGAUGAUCAAUUUCGCAUUCGGAGUAUCGACUGUUGUGUUGUUAGCAUAUUUGGAUAUGCUGCAAAGCUUCAAUCGUUGCACAGUUUUAAAUAAAGUAGAUUAUGGAAUCAUAUCUAGUAUGAGACAAUUCAGUCGACAAAUGGAAGAUCAAAAGAGAAAACAAAAUCAUAAUGAGCAAAAAAUGUACAAUAAUGUUAAUGAGGGUAAUGCAAAUAAGUUACGAAAAUGGAUAUCAGUUACACCUGAACCGAGGCAACCAGGAUUAACUUUUACAGUGCUUGAUUACAAUAUUUUAAGCCAACAAUUACUUGAGCAGCAUAGUUAUUUGUAUCAAGGCCAUUCAAAACAUGCCCUCCGAUGGAACCAACGAUUCUUUACUCUGAUAGGAGAGAUACUUUAUAAUAAUCCAGACAUUUUGUGUUGCCAGGAAGUUCAAAACACACACUUAAGUGACAUUCAAUCAAGACUUAGAUCGUUGAACUAUGAUGUGAUCUACAAAAAGAGAACCGGUGAUAAGCCCGAUGGUUGUGCUAUAUUUUACAAACGACAUUUGUUUCAUCUCAUUGAAGACCAUAAAAUUGAAUUUGAACAACCUGGAAUUGAGGUAGACAAUAAUAACAAUAUGACAUUUCAAUGGCAUCAGAAUGUUUUAAAUAUUUAUAAUUUACAGCUGCUCGAUCGUGAAAAUGUCGCAGUAGUUUGUAAACUUUCAUUAAAAACUGAUCCAUCUGUGCACUUUGUAGUGGCUACAACUCAUUUGCUUUAUAAUCCUAGACGUCAAGAUAUUCGUUUGGCACAAGUCCAAAUACUCCUAGCCGAACUUGAUCGAAUAGCAAAAGUGUCGAAUAAUGAAGAAGAGCAAAAAUAUUUGCCAAUUAUAUUAUCAGGUGAUUUCAAUCUCCAACCACAUUCAGCUCCAUACAAUUUAAUUGUAAAUGGUAUGGUGAACUAUGCAAACUUAACACGAAGGACUUUGAGCACGAGUGGGAAAGGCACCAACAACCAGACAAACGGAAGACUUCUUUUACCUAUUAAAUUAGGCAUUACAGACGAAUGUCAACAUGUCAAUCAUGAGAUCAAGCUUUAUCAUUCUGAAAACAACAAAACAAGAACCGAUCAUGACAUUGAACUUACAAAGGAGAUCGUAAAUCUUUUUCAGACCGGCAUUCUAAAGCAUAACUUUAAGUUUUCUUCGGCUUAUAAAGAUUCGGAUGAUUAUGUGUCAACAUAUCAAGAUCGUUGGAUAUUAGUUGAUUAUAUUUUCUAUUCUGAUGCUAUCAAUACUCAAACUAAUGGAUCAAGUUUGAAAUUAUUAUCUUAUCUAACAUUGCCAUCGUCGGAAGGUUGCCGAAAUAUUGGAUUACAAAUUCCAAACACAUAUCAAGGUUCUGAUCAUCUUUUAUUGGCUGCUCGCUUUUUUCUAGAAUUCGAUGGUGGAGAGGGACAUGUGGGAACCGUAAGAAACUUUGAAAGUGCUGAGGAAGUUGUUGUUGUAUGGGACGGUGGAACGGCAGCAAAUUACAGAUGUGCUGGUUCAUACGAUCUCCGAAUCUUAGACAGCGCACCGACGGGAAUUAAACAUGACGGAACAAUGUGUGAUACGUGUCGACAACAGCCAAUUUAUGGAAUCAGAUGGAAAUGUGCAGAAUGCAACAAUUAUGAUUUAUGUUCGAUUUGUUAUCAUUCAGAUAAACAUCAUUUAAGACAUCGAUUUUAUCGAAUAACUGUUCCUGGCGGAGAUCGAAUUCUAAUGGACCCGAGAAGAAAAUCAAAAAAGAUUGCAGUGCGAGGAAUCUUUCAAGGAGCUCGCGUUGUUCGUGGUGUUGAUUGGCAAUGGGAAGAUCAAGAUGGAGGAAAUGGAAGACGAGGUAAAGUGAUUGAAAUUCAAGAUUGGGCAGCAACAUCUCCGAGAUCAGCAGCAUACAUUACAUGGGAUAAUGGAGCAAAGAAUCUCUAUCGAGUUGGAUAUGAAGGAAUGGCUGAUUUGAAAGUUGUGAACGAUGCUAAAGGCGCGACAGUUUAUCGAGAUCAUUUACCUUUACUUGGAGAAAAUACUGCAACAAAGAGUCAUAAUGGAUUUCAAAUUGGUGACAGUGUCAUUGUUGAUUUAGAACUCGAAGUCGUUCAAUCAUUCCAACAUGGACAUGGCGGGUGGACAGACGGAAUGUUUGAAUGCUUAAACAAUCCCGGAAAAGUUGUUGGAAUCGAUGAAGAUCAUGACAUUGUUGUGUCAUAUCCAAGUGGCAAUCGUUGGACUUUCAAUCCCGCAGUUCUCACAAAAAUGGCAUCGAAUGCCACUGACGACUCAGCAAAUCAAUUUGCUGUUGGUGAUUUUGUGAAAAUUUGUAGUGAUUUGGAACGAAUAAAAAUCUUACAACGAGGACAUGGCGAGUGGGCAGAGGCAAUGAUUCCAACUUUGGGAAAAGUUGGAAGAGUUCAGCAGAUUUAUUACGAUAAAGAUUUAAAAGUGGAAGUUGGAAACACGUCGUGGACUUACAAUCCAUUAGCAGUAACAAAAGUUGCUUCGUCAUCUGACGGAUCAGUUUCGGCGGUUGCUGCUAAUGGUGAACGUUUGUCGGCUAUUUUGAAGAAACUUUUUGAACCUCAGGUAUCGUCAGAUAUCACUGAAGAGCUUGUUAAAGCAGCUGCAAACGGUGACAGUGCGAAAUGUGAAAUGUUUUUGAAUCCAAAUGGACAAGUGCAAGCACCAAUUGAUCAUCAACCAACGGGAUCACCACUGGGCGAUCAACAAGAACAAACAAAUCAACAAUCAUUGCCGUCAACAUCUUCAGGUCCGACCGUGUCAACAGUCAAUCAAGCAAAUGUUAAUGGAGUCUUUGCUGGUCACACGAGUCUACAGGCAGCCAGUCAAAAUGGACAUCUGGAUGUCAUCAAAGUGCUUCUUAAAUACAACGCAGAUGUAGAGAUUGAAGAUAAAGACGGCGAUCGUGCUGUUCACCAUGCAGCAUUUGGUGAUGAGCCGGCAGUUAUUAAAUUGCUUGCACAAGCUGGCGCUGAUUUAAAUGCUCGAAAUAAACGACGUCAAACAGCUUUGCAUAUCGCUGUUAACAAAGGUCACAAUAAUGUCGUAAAAACUCUCUUGGAGCUUCGUUGUCAUCCAAGUCUUCAAGAUUCUGAAGCUAUUCAUCAUGCUGCAUUGAAGGGAAACCCAACAGCGAUGAAGAUUUUAUUAUCGAAAAUCAAUCGUCCAUGGAUUGUUGAAGAGAAGAAAGACGAUGGUUACACCGCACUUCAUCUCGCUGCACUUAAUAAUCACGUGGACAUUGCUGAUCUGCUUAUUAACAUGGGGAAAGCGAAUUUAGAUCGACAAAAUGUUAAUUUACAAACGGCUUUACAUCUUGCUGUUGAACGACAACAUGUUCAGAUUGUAAAGCUUUUAGUUCGUAAAGGUGCCAACCUAAAUAUUCCAGAUAAAGAUGGUGACACGCCAUUACAUGAAGCACUUCGUCAUCACACACUUUCGCAAUUAAGACAGUUACAAGAUGUCGAAGGCUUUGGGAAAAUUCUCAUGGGAUUACGCAAUAAUACUGAUAAGAAAGCAUCGGCGUCUAUUGCUUGCUUCUUAGCAGCAAAUGGAGCUGAUCUGACAGUUAAAAAUCGUAAACUUCAAACGCCUUUGGAUCUUUGUCCUGACCCCAACUUAUGUAAAAUCCUUAUUAAAUGUUAUAACGAAAAGCAUACAGAAGACAUCGAGACGACGACAAUGGAUGAUAAACAUUUGAGCAACGGAAUGAAUAACGAAAAUAACAAUCAACAGCAAACGCAACAGACGAAACAAGUUGAAUCGUCGGAUAUUAACGUUGAUGAAUGUCUUUUAUGUUCGGAGCAGAAACGAAAUACUGUUUUCAAGCCUUGCGGUCAUGUUGUGUCGUGUGAAGCUUGUGGAUCGCGAAUUAAGAAAUGUUUGAUUUGUCGUGAGACGGUUUCAUCGAGAGAAAAGAUUGACGAAUGUCUCGUCUGUUCAGAUCGUAAAGCUUCGGUCUUCUUCAAACCAUGCGGACAUAUGGUUGCAUGUGAUCAUUGCGCUCCAAUUAUGAAGAAAUGCGUUCAAUGUCGAACAGCAAUCGAUCAAAUGGUUCCUUUCAAAGUUUGUUGUGGAUCAACAGGAACGAUAGCAAAAGUCGUUCAAAGUAUCGAUGAUCAUAAGAAAGAUGCUCAUAUACUUCAAGGAACUAACCACAAUGGACAUAACAUCAACAUGAACAAUUGUAAUUCGAUCAAUAACAAAUUCAGUGUUGUAGCGACUUCAUCGUCAUCAUCAUCAGCGCAAUCAACUUACAAUAAUUUAAGUAGUACGAGUGGAAUGCACAACCACAAUAAUAACAGCAACAAUAACAAUAAUUUGAUGCACAGUUCGAAUCUCAAUCAAGCGACUAACUCAACAAAUCUUGCGUCUAAUAACGCACCAACAACAUCAACAAUAACGAAAGCCGAUCAGGAGAGUAACGUGAAUUUAUUUGAUGACAUGCAGAAACUUCAACAACAAUUACAAGACAUUAAAGAACAGACGAUGUGUCCGGUUUGUUUUGAUCGAAUCAAGAACAUGGUUUUCCUAUGUGGACAUGGCGUUUGUCAAUAUUGCGGCGAUCAAAUUGAAGGCUGCCCGAUAUGUCGAAAGACAGUAGAAAAGCGAAUUUUAUUGUUUUAAUUCAAUUAAGAAUGUCAAAUGUCGCGAAAAAAAAUCUUCUUAAUGAACGUUAAUUAAAUUUAGUUUUUUUUUCUAUUUUUAUCAUUUUUAAAUCUCACGAUUCAUGAUCAUGCAAUAAUUUUUAGCAUUUUAAAUAUAUUUAGUUAAGAACGCAUUAAUUUUGUUAUGUUCUAGUUAUUAAGUAUUAAAUGUCGCAUUUUAUUUGGAGAACUUUUUUUGUUUACUUUAACUUUGUUGAUGGCAAGCAAGCAAUCAAAAAAGUUGUAACUUAAGUGUGAACUUUUUCCAUUUAAGAAAUGGAAUUGAUAAAGCUAAUUUUUUUAAUAUAAAAUUGCAUAGUUCAUCGACUUUACUUUUAAACACUGACGAUCCUUUUUUCUUCCACUCAUACCUAAUUCUUUUAAUUAAAUUUUAUUGAAAAUAUUAAAUAUCGAAUAAAAAAUUGCAACAAAAAUUAUAAAUCAAUGUUUUGUGUUUAUUCUAACGACCAGUUUAACAAACAAGAAUUUCGUCAUGAACAACAAUGCCAAACAUUAGUCGGUUUUUCAUCAUCGCUGUAGCAUUGUAAAUUGCAAGUAGGCGGGUAGAUCAACGAGUUAUGCCUUUAAUCAUUAAAGGACGAUGAUGUGGACGUCCACUACGUCACGUAAAUUUACGAUAGAUUGCGUCAUGUUCCCAUCGUUGAUGUCUGGAAGUAUGAUCGAAAAUCUUCUCGCACAUAAGUUCUUCAGAUAGAAAUUCCACCAUGCUUCUCACUCGCUGAAUCGUAGCCAACAACAACCAGUAACAAAUGACUUGACAAUCUUUUCAAAUCG